Molecule: messenger RNA, 494 nt
Organism: Telopea speciosissima
Lineage: Eukaryota; Viridiplantae; Streptophyta; Magnoliopsida; Proteales; Proteaceae
Exons: 3
Coding region: 35-340 (101 amino acids)
Source: RefSeq, a predicted model, not a curated record
AUUCUUUCUAGUAAUUGAAGAUCUGAAUCUAUCCAUGGAGGACCGCAAGGAGAACGAUGUGGGAUGGCUAUCGGUACCUCAGUUUGGAGACUGGGAUCAGAAGGGGAAGCUGCCGGAUUACUCAAUGGAUUUCUCGAAAAUAAGGGAGAUGAGGAAGCAGAACAAGAGGGACAUCUCAAGAGCCAGUCUUGGAAACGAAGAAGAACUCAUAGCUUCUCAAAACAAAGAAGAACGUCAUCAUCAUCAAACCACUGAUCAUGUCCAGCUUAACCCCCACAGUCAUUCUCCAACUACGAGGAGGGGUCUUCUCAGUUUCUUCAACUGUUGUAUAAAAGCUUAGCAUGAACCGGUGGAUCCAUUUGAUAAUGUUUCCUUUCUUUGUUCAUUUAUUUUCUUGUCAUCUUUUUCUUUGCUGUUUUUUUAGUUCAGCAAAAUUAUGUGUUCUCUGGAUCAGACAGAUAUAGCCUAUAACAGCUUUCUAAUUGCAUUACCUU